GCGCUGGCAUAGCACCGUCACAAUAGGCUCCCCUGAACCGGGAACGAGCUGCGAUUGCGGCCGCACGUGCGCGCACCGCCUCCUGACUCGGAUCACCUCCCGGCCCGUCACAGCCCGUAGUUCGCGCGGCAUCGCAACCUGACAUGUUCAGCGUACCUAAAUGAUCUCAUUUAAUCUCUUGCUUCUCCUUGUCUAGGUGAACUACUACACCCCCCCACACUUCCUCCAUCUCCCCACCCUCUGCAAAAAACUACAACAACAGUGCAGACGGGAGAACUGCACUCAUUGCCCACCACAGCUCGAGAAGAUCGAGUCGUUUGCGGGGAAUAACAGAUUGCUACUGUCCUGUCCACAUCGGCCCUGUGAGGGAGGGGGGGGGGGCGGAAGAGACGGGACCUCUGCGCUGGGAAGAGUCGCUCCGGUGCCGUGCGGCAUUGCGCGCAGAGCAGCCAAAGACUCAGCAGAGGCACUCAAAGCGCCGGAGGUGUCAAGGAAGGUGGAGGAUAUUUUACGCACAGCGGCACUCGGGUAGUGCACCCCCCCACCCGUUCGACACGCGGCCACUCACCGGGACUCUCCUGCCCGGUUUAGAAACUCAACGCAGUCGCUUCGCCCCUCUUGUUCGGAUUUGCACUUGACGAAGUGCACAUGAUGGAUUCCUUCAUCAUAGCGGCUCUGGCGCUGUGCUCUCUGAUGGCACCAGCCUGCGGGGACAAAGGGACCAGCAAAGCUCGGAGUUGUUCGGAUAUCAGGCAGUUUUACAGCGGGAAAGGAUUCGCUUUGGACGGUGUCCCUCAGUCCGAAAUAUCAGGGGAGCACCUGCGCAUCUGCUCCCAGGGGUACACUUGCUGCACCAGUGACAUGGAGGACAACUUGGCCGCGCAGAGCCGCAGGGAGAUGGAGGGAGUGCUGAAAGAGGCCGGCCGGACCCUGCAGACCUCACUCAUGGGACAGCACAAGGCCUUUGAUGGUUACUUUCUGGAGUUGCUGAACCGGUCUGCGAUUAAUCUUCAGGAGACCUUCCUCGCAAUUUAUGGCUUAUUAUAUUCCCAGAAUGCCGAGGUCUUCUCUGACCUGUACAGCGAUUUGAGGCACUACUACCGAGGCUCCAACGUCAACCUGGAAGAGGUGCUGAACGAAUUCUGGGCCAAGCUCCUGGAGAAGCUCUUCUUCCAGGCCAACCAGCAGUAUCACAUAGGUGAGGAUUACCUGGAGUGUGUGUCCAAGCAGAUAGACACACUGCGGCCCUUCGGAGACACGGCCCGCCUGAUGAAGGUGGCGGUCACACGCACAUUCGUGGCAGCGCGCUCCUUCGUUCAGGGACUGGGGACCAGCGGGGACGUGGUGCGCAAAGUGUCCCAGGUGCAGCUGACCCCGAACUGCAUGCGGGCCAUGAUGAAGAUGACUUACUGUCCCCACUGCCGUGGCGUGGCCUCUGCCAGGCCGUGUGCCAACUACUGCAGCAACGUCAUGAAAGGCUGCCUGGCCAACCAGGCCGACCUCGACACCGAGUGGAAGCAUCUGGCAGAGACUCUGAUACAGGUGGCUGCAGGCUUUGACGGUCCGUCGGGUGUAGAAAGCGUGGUCCUCUCCCUCCCCUCCCGCAUAUCAGAGGCCAUGUUAACCAUGGCGGAGAAUAUGGCGACCAUCAACAGCAAGUUGUUCCAGGCAUGUGGACACCCCAGAGAUGGGCGAGCCGGCAGCACGGGAGCCAAUGCCGUGAAAAGGGGGGAGGCUGCUGGGGAGAACAGGUUGGGGACCAGCUCGAACAAAAUGGCCAAACUGGUGUCUGAUGUCACCGCGAGACUGAGGGACAUGCAGCCGUACUGGGUUUCCCUCCCCAGCAUGCUGUGCAGUGACAGAGUUGCCACUGGAACCGCGGCCGAGGAUAAGUGUUGGAACGGCAUGAGUCGUGCCAGGUACCUUCCCGAGGUGAUGGGCGACGGCCUCGCCAGCCAGAUCAGCAACCCGGAAGUGGAAAUCGACAUCACCAAACCGGACAUGACAAUACGCCAGCAGAUCAUGCAGCUGAAGAUCAUGACGCACCGCCUGAGGAACGCUCUUAACGGCCAGGACGUGGACUUCCAGGACACCAGCGAUGACGUCAGCGGUUCGGGGAGCGGAAUGUGCGGCGACAAUGUGUGCCACCGCGUGGCGCGUCCCGUGGCCCCCGUCACCAACCGACCCAAAUACGCCGUCCCGCCACAAGAGGAGGUGAAGAGCUCCAGCCGCAGCCAGAACCUCCCCGGCGUCACCGAUUUCCUGCUACCGUGGCUCAUCUGCCUGCUCCGCCGAUAA
Messenger RNA from Gasterosteus aculeatus aculeatus (three-spined stickleback), 2298 nucleotides. The record is from RefSeq and is a predicted model, not a curated record. Lineage: Eukaryota; Metazoa; Chordata; Actinopteri; Perciformes; Gasterosteidae.